This is a messenger RNA of Thamnophis elegans (Western terrestrial garter snake), 1906 nucleotides long. It is a transcript of the gene DTWD1, whose product is annotated as DTW domain containing 1. Gene Ontology annotation, molecular function: tRNA-uridine aminocarboxypropyltransferase activity. The record is from RefSeq and is a predicted model, not a curated record. The transcript is spliced from 6 exons. Gene Ontology annotation, cellular component: nucleus. Lineage: Eukaryota; Metazoa; Chordata; Lepidosauria; Squamata; Natricidae. The coding region runs from base 316 to 1173 and encodes 285 amino acids. Gene Ontology annotation, biological process: tRNA modification.
UGCCCCCUCCACCCCCGGGGCUGGAGUUCCACCGCGCGCGCGACGCGGCUGUCCUAGAGGAGGGAGAAGACACGCGAUCUUUCGGCGAGGCUCGGUUUUGCGUCCACUCGUGGGAGGCGUGCUUGCAAUAAAUCUCCCACCCGCUCCCAACGCCGAGAGGAGUCCCUGGGCAUUGCUUUGGCGCAUUUUUCCCCGUGGUGAUAAGGAAAGCUGCCACAAGUUGUUUAAUAUAAGUUCCAAGGAUAUCAUUCAUCUGAAAUAUAUCAUUAAAUUCAUCUCCCAUUUAAAAAAAAGCAGACCAAGAUAAACCAGGAAAUGAAAAGAAAUGCUGAGUGUUUGCAAAAUCAAGAUAUACUGGCUGCAUCCCUGUUACAAGAGACCCCAUUUGACAACUUAUGUCUGACAUCCCAAGCUAUUCUUGAGAGAGCCCAAAAACAAGGAAGAUCAAAAUGCCCCAGAUGUCACGGAUCAAGGAUGUUCUACUGUUAUUCAUGUUAUGUUCCAGUUGAAACUGUUCCUGUUGAAGAUAUUCCUAUUGUGAAGCUUCCCUUGAAGAUUGAUAUAAUCAAGCAUCCCAAUGAAACAGAUGGCAAAAGUACAGCUGUACACGCCAAGCUUCUAGCAUCUGAAGAUGUUACCGUUUAUACCUAUCCGUGUAUUCCUGACUAUGAAGAGAUCCAGAAUGAAAUUGCACUUAUUUUUCCUGGACCUAAUUCAGUUUCAAUAAGCAACAUUCCUCUCUCUUUGCAAGCAAAAUGUAAGAUGGACACUGAGGGCUUCUCAGCAGUACCAGCACCCAAGUGUGCAAAAUUGGAGCCAAGCCACAGUAGAAUCAUGAGUGAAGAUAAAUUGCCCAAGAGCGAAAAUGCACUGAAAAAAAUUAUAUUUAUCGACAGUACAUGGAAUCAGACAAACAAAAUAAUCACAGAUGAGCGGCUUCAAGGGUUGCUACAGAUUGAGCUGAAAUCUAAGAAAACCUGCUUUUGGCGCCAUCAGAAAGGAAAACCAGAAACUUACCUCUCUACCAUUGAAGCAAUUUAUUAUUUUCUAGUGGACUAUCACAAGGAGGUCUUAAAAGAAAAAUAUGAUGGACAAUACGACAAUUUGCUUUUUUUCUUCUCAUUUAUGUACAGGCUGAUCAGGAAAGCCAAGGAUUCUGCAGGAAAAAAGUGAAGUAUCCCUCAUGCAAAUGUCCCAAAAGAAAUGUGAUUCCUUAUCCUUUAAAACCAGUCCUUUAAAAUUAACUAGGAUUUGAAUGACUGAAACUGACUUACAAGAUAGAAUGCUUAUAGUUAUUGUCUUUUAAAUUUGAACUCAAUCCAAGCUUAACAGAUACAAAGCUUUAAACUUAAGGGGAAGAUUGUCGGAAACAAACCUGGACUUGGGGCAUUUAAAUAGAAAUAUUUUUUUCUUAUUUAUCGAAUAACAAAAUUACUAGCUUCUCCCAAACCGGUAGUUAAAAAAUGCUAAAAGAGUUCUGACGAUCGCGCAGCACAGCUGAUCAUCACUAGCUGAUUGUGGGAACUUUUUUCUUAAACUUUUUUUUAGCAUUUUUGAACCGGUAGUUAAAAAAUGCUUUAAAAAGUUUUUUAAAAGUUCUGAUGAGCGAUCGUCAGAACUUUUAAAAAAAACUUUUUAAAACUUUUUUUUUACUUUGCGGUUCAGAUGAACCAAUAGCAGUUUUAUUACCGGUUCCGGCGAACCGGUCCAAACUGGUAGCAUUUCACCUCUGGUAUAAACCUAGCUGCAAUCGAACAUGAAUAGAAGCCACAAUAAAGAACACUAGAGGAUGGAUCGUGCAUCUUAAAUCUUACAUGUUCUAUAAAGCUGCAUAUGUAAUGAUUCAAAUGAUAAAUACCUUUUGAAGUAAUCUGUUUAAUAAAAAAAACCUAAUGCUUUUAUUGUC